AUGGAACACGACCACGUAAUCACCAUCGACAUGGGGAAGCCAGAGUACAGCCAGGCCUCCCCAAACAUGACCCCAAGUGUGUCACCACCACAAUCCGACGAUGGACGAACCCAGAAGCCCGCAUACGCAGCAUCUAACAAAUCCUGCUUCGUCUGCCGCAAGACGCUCUUGCUGAGCUACUUCAGCUGCUGCGCCGUGUGCCUCGGCGUCGUUGAGUACCAGCUCUCGCAGAAAAGGGGCAGGCCAGCCCGGGACACGCUCCCCACCAGCGAGACAUCGAACGCCUCAUCCUCCUCGCCAUCCUCAUCCACGUACUCACUCCCAACCACCAAGUACGGGCCCCAACAUAACACCACCACUACUACUACCACCACCGCCAUCAUCCAAGACCCCUCCUCCCACAACCCAACACCGCCACCGCACUGCGACAGCCCGUACUGCCGGUACACGCACCACCGCCCGCUAAUGCUGCUCUUCGCGGCCUGCGAGCUAGUUCCGUCGGCCGGCGGUCUCGCGGUGCUGGCGGCGGCGCUGAGCCGGCGCGACUUCGCGCUGCUGCGGUUCGCGGGCGUGCUGCUGCUGCAGUGGUGGCAGAUCUUCGUGCUGCCGCGCCGGUGGGCGUGCGGCCGCUCCAUCGUCGCCGGACAGCUCGCCGCCUGCUGCUUCAUGGUCUGGUUCUACGUCGACGCGGCCCGCUCCUGGCGCUGGUAGGAGCCCCUCGCCGUCAGCACCGUGUUGUUGAAGAUCGUGUUUCCUUGGUAAUGUAGCUUUGGUUUCGGGUUGGGGUUGGGGUUUGGGGUUGCUUGGAACCGGAACUGGGACUGGAGUUGGGAUUGGAACCGUGACUGUAACGUCACCAUGGAUAUGGCUAUAAGAAAUGGCGGGUGGGGAUACCCAGUGCUUUGCGGAAGGGGCGUGAAUAUGAUAGAAAAGGGGGUGCGUAGGCGUUGGGCGUUAUAAGACGGGUUUCGUUACCGGUGUUGUAUUUUUUCGAACAG
This is a messenger RNA of Annulohypoxylon truncatum, 998 nucleotides long. RefSeq lists its product as uncharacterized. The transcript has a single exon. NCBI's taxonomy places the organism in Eukaryota, Fungi, Ascomycota, Sordariomycetes, Xylariales, Hypoxylaceae. The record is from RefSeq and is a predicted model, not a curated record. Bases 1 to 711 code for a protein of 236 amino acids.